AUGACAUUUUCUAAUUGGGAAGCAUUGAAUAACUAUUAUCGAUCCUAUGGGGAGCAACAAGGUUUUGGUGUAGUGUGUAUGGGAGGGAAUAAGAGCGGGGGGAAAGACAGUGAAACGGGGAAAUCGAAUUCCCUGAGGACCUAUGUUUGGAGGUGUGAGUGUCAUGGAAGGCCUAAAUACCGGCGGAUGGUGAAUGGAAGGGUAGUUACCUGUGUAGAGGAACCAAUUCUUAAGAGGAAGACGAAGAAGUGUAGUUGCCCUGUUAUGCUAUAUGGUGCUCGGACCAAAGAGAACUUAUGGGUUGUGAAGAGUGUUGUUACUGAACAUUUGAACCACAUUCCCACUCCUACCAAGUCUAACCAUAUAUCCAUGUUCUGGGUCAGGAAAAUUACUCAGACAAUCCUGAAACAGAUUGAAAAUGAUCACGAUUCAGGGGCACCUGUGGCACUGAUUUUCAAUCACUUAGCGGGAAGAAGGAAUGGUGUAGUGAAUAUUGGUUUUACGAAGAAAGACAUGCAUAAUAUUUUGAAUAGGAGGAUGCGAUUGAGGCUACGAGAUGGGGAUGCUGUUGCAAUGAUAAAUUAUUUAGAUAAAAUGACAAAGGAUAAUAAAAAAAAUUUCCAUCUCCACCGGCUUGAUAAAACAGGGAAGUUGCAGGAUGUAAUGUGGGUUGAUGCUCGUAGCAGAGCUGCGUAUGAGUAUUUUGGGGAUGUCGUUUGUUUUGACUCCACGUACUUGACAAACAAGUAUGAGUUGCAAUUUUCGAACUUUGUUGGGGUGAAUCACCAUGGGCAAACUAUUUUGCUUGGAUGUGCAUUAGUGUCCCAUGAAACCGCAAAAACGUUCGUUUGGCUCUUUAGGGCAUGGUUGUCUUGUAUGGGGGGUAAAGCUCCCGCUGCAAUGAUGACCGACCAGGAUGCGGCUAUGAGGAAGGCAAUAAGAAUAGCAAUGCCAAUGCCUAAAACCAGACAUCGUUGGUGUAUGUGGCAUAUUAUGCAGAAGUUCAGCCGAAGAUUGGGUUCGAUGACUGAUUUUCCCCAAAUAAAAGUAGCCCUACAGAAUGUCAUAUACAACAGUUUGACCCCUGUUGAAUUCGAAGAAGGUUGGGCUGAAGUGGUGGAAACUUUCAAGCUGAAGGAGGCUAAGCAAAGCUACAAGUGGCUAGAAGGUAUUGAUCAUAGUUUGGCGGGGAUGCAGACGACUCAGAGGGUUGAGAGUAUAAACAGUUUCUUCGACGGCUACUUGAAGAAGAAUACGAGAUUAUAUCAGUUUGCUCCUAGGUACUGCAAGGCCAUGGAAAGUAGGGCCAAUGAUGAAAAAGCUGCUGAUGUGAACUGUUGUCGUUUUACUCGGUCUUUGGUUGGAGAGUUUGUUGUGGAGAGGAAGUUCCAGAAACUUUAUACGGAUGCAAAGUUCGUUGAAGUCCAGACCCAAUGUAUGCGGGUAUGUUACGUAACACCUAUUACUUCGAAAGUAGUUUCUGAUGUGGAGGUUGAGCAUACGGUGUCUGACAAAGUAUGGGUAUGGUCCAAGUUCCUGAAAAAGGAAAUAUCUUUGGCAGGCCGGAAGCGUAUAUACGUCGUGAUGUUCAACAAGGAGACCUCAUUUGCAAAGUGUGACUGCAAACAUUUUGAGUGCCACGGCAUUAUGUGUAGGCACAUCAUUAAGGUGUUGGACGUGGAGGAUGUGGAAAAUGUGCCUGCUGGAUAUAUAGUUGACCGAUGGAGGAAAGAUAUACAACGCAAGCACACUCUUGUGAAGGUUGCUUAUCAUGAUCCCGAGAAAACAGAAGAAGUUAAGCACUAUGACCGAAUUAUGAAUGCGGUGGAACUUGCUGCCCUCCGUGGAUCACUGUCCGAGCAGAAGUUGGAUUUGGUCAUAGAAGGUAUUAUGAAUAUUGUGUUACGUCUUGAUGAGAGUGAUGCUCUUUCAGCAGUUGGUGAUAACGAAGCUGGUGCACCGACUUCCGGGGGGAACAGGAUGACGAUUGUUGCACCUACAACACCAGGCUCCGUUAACAAACCUCCAAACAGCGUUGGGGAUGAUACUACCACACUUACUCCCCCUGUAAUGGUUAAAGAUCCUGUUUUGCGCGGCGGUUUAAAGGCUCACAGGACUCGUGAAAAAAGAUUUUUACAACCAGGUGAGAAUAAAAACCUGGCAAGGAAGCAAGUCAGGAAAAACAAGAAUGUUGUACCACAGGAGUUUCCAGAACCCAGCAAUUGUCAGAACACUUGCCUUCCUCAACACAACUAUGUGCAGCCGCCAAACACCUUCCAUCCUGGUUGGGGAUCCCACGAUCAAUAUGGGUAUAGUGCUGAUCACUCGCCUCAAAUGGCUGGGCAAGUAAGGGGGACUAUGGUAUACCCUCAACAGAACUACAACAACGGGGUACCUGUUCAACACUAUCAGCUCCCUGCAGUCGUUGUUACUUAUUCGAGCUUCAGUAAUGACCAUGAGUGA
This is a messenger RNA of Spinacia oleracea (spinach), 2463 nucleotides long. RefSeq names its product protein FAR1-RELATED SEQUENCE 5-like. The transcript is spliced from 4 exons. The coding region runs from base 1 to 2463 and encodes 820 amino acids. Lineage: Eukaryota; Viridiplantae; Streptophyta; Magnoliopsida; Caryophyllales; Amaranthaceae. The record is from RefSeq and is a predicted model, not a curated record. Gene Ontology annotation, molecular function: zinc ion binding.